This is a messenger RNA of Exophiala aquamarina CBS 119918, 2358 nucleotides long. Its product is annotated as NADH dehydrogenase (ubiquinone) Fe-S protein 1. The coding region runs from base 1 to 2358 and encodes 785 amino acids. The record is from RefSeq and is a predicted model, not a curated record. Lineage: Eukaryota; Fungi; Ascomycota; Eurotiomycetes; Chaetothyriales; Herpotrichiellaceae. Gene Ontology annotation, biological process: ATP synthesis coupled electron transport. The transcript is spliced from 2 exons. Gene Ontology annotation, molecular function: NADH dehydrogenase (ubiquinone) activity; iron-sulfur cluster binding. Gene Ontology annotation, cellular component: membrane.
AUGCGGUCUCAGCUUCUUCGCGCUGCUGCGCGAUCAAGGGCCUCGCUUCCUGCUGCAACGAACAGAUCAUUCGGCUCCUCCGCAAGACGACCGGCUGAGGUCGAGCUCACUAUCGAUGGUAAAAAGGUGUCAAUAGAGGCCGGGUCGGCGUUGAUUCAGGCUUGUGAGAAGGCCGGCGUCACAAUUCCCAGAUACUGUUACCACGAGAAACUGCUCAUUGCCGGUAAUUGUCGUAUGUGCCUUGUCGAAGUCGAGCGAGUACCGAAACCCGUUGCCUCCUGUGCAUGGCCCGUACAGCCAGGUAUGGUCGUCAAGACCAACUCCCCCCUCACCCAUAAAGCAAGAGAAGGAAUCAUGGAAUUUUUACUAGCGAACCACCCUCUCGAUUGUCCUAUUUGCGACCAGGGUGGCCAGUGUGACUUACAAGAUCAAUCUAUGAGAUAUGGUGCCGACCGAGGCCGCUUCCACGAAAUCACCGGCAAGCGUGCCGUCGAAGACAAGAAUAUUGGGCCCCUGAUCAAGACUUCAAUGAACAGAUGUAUUCACUGCACAAGAUGUAUUCGAUUUGCCAACGACAUUGCCGGUGCACCGGAGCUUGGUUCUUCGGGACGAGGCAACAAUAUGGAGAUUGGUACAUAUCUUGAGCGAAACCUUGAUACCGAACUAUCCGGGAACGUCGCGGACUUGUGCCCCGUGGGUGCUCUCCUCCUGAAACCUGGCGCUUUCAGUUAUCGACCCUGGGAGCUAACCAAAUUCGAAUCAAUUGAUGUUUUGAAUGCACUGGGUUCCAAUAUCAGGGUGGAUGCGCGAGGUCUUGAGGUCAAGAGAAUAUUGCCCAGAUUAAACGACGAUGUCAAUGAGGAAUGGAUUGAUGAUAAGACACGUUUCGCAAUGGACGGCUUGAAAACCCAACGCUUAACUACUCCGUUAAUCCGACGAGACGGCCAAUUCCAGCCAGCGACAUGGGAGCAAGCCCUCACAGAGAUUGCAACGGUAUUCCGACAACUUGCACCUGGAGAGAACGAAUUCAAGGCCAUUGCUGGACAUCUCAUCGAAACCGAAUCACUUGUAGCUAUGAAAGAUCUUGCCAACAGGCUGAACUCAGAGAACCUCGCCCUUGAUCAGCCAGGUGGUAGUGCACCAAUUGCCCACGGCGUCGAUGUUCGAGCAAAUUAUUCCUUCAACUCCAAGAUCUUCGGAGUGGAGGAAGCAGACGCGAUGUUCAUCAUUGGCAGCAACACGCGUUGGGAAGCGGCUGUCCUCAACGCGAGAAUCAGGAAGCAGUGGCUGCGCUCCCCUCUCGAGAUUGCGUACGUCGGUGAACCAUUUGAAACAACAUUUAAAUACGAACACCUGGGCACCGACGCUGCUGCAGUGAAGAAAGCGCUCGCUGGGGAGUUUGGCAAGAAGCUGGCUGGUGCAAAACGCCCCAUGAUCAUUGUUGGCUCUGCUAUCGCUGAACACCCUGAUGCUGCCGCAAUUUUCGAAUCCGUUGGCUCUUUCGUUGACAAGAACCAAGCUGUCUUCAACACUCCAGAAUGGCAAGGCUAUAACGUCUUGCAGCGUGUUGCUUCUCGAACCGGAGCUUAUGAAGUUGGCUUUACAACACCUUCACAGAAGGUCGCUGACACGAAACCUAAGAUUGUUUGGUUACUUGGAGCGGACGAGAUCUCCGACAAAGAUAUUCCCAAGGAUGCAUUUGUGAUUUAUCAAGGUCACCACGGCGAGACGGGAGCGCAAUUAGCAGAUGUGAUCCUUCCCGGUGCCGCAUACACCGAAAAAUCGGGCACAUAUGUCAACACGGAAGGCCGAGUGCAACUCACCCGUUCCGCCGUCAGCUUGCCUGGCGCGGCGAGAACAGAUUGGAAGAUCAUCCGCGCAACUUCGGAAUUUUUGGGUGUUCCCCUUCCAUACGAUGACUUGGAAGUCCUGAGAGAUCGGCUAGAGGAGAUUUCGCCAGCGCUCCGGCGGUACGACACUGUCGAACCAAGUGCAUUGACGAGCCUGUCGAAGGUACAGCUUGUUGACACUAACAAGGGAGCCAAAGCAACGAAUGCCCCCAUUGAGCUACCGAUCAAGAAUUUUUACAUGACAGAUGUCAUCUCUAGAAGGUACGUAGCAUAUUGGAUGACACUAGAGUCCGAAGACGAAAUACUGACAAGAUACAUAGCUCUCCGACAAUGGCUCGCUGUUCAGCCGCAAAGGAAACGGGCAACCCCGAAACAAAUUUCCAAGCGCCUGGAGAACCGGAUUCGCAAAUUGAGUAUGGCGGGACUAUGGUCUAAAAAGGCCUUCAGUAUCGGUCUUGCGUUUAUUCAAGUAGAGUCUCGCAAGAGAUGUAUUUUUGCAGAAGAGUAA